Vicia villosa (hairy vetch) is the source of this 954-nucleotide messenger RNA. RefSeq lists its product as uncharacterized. The record is from RefSeq and is a predicted model, not a curated record. Gene Ontology annotation, biological process: mRNA splicing, via spliceosome. The transcript is spliced from 2 exons. NCBI's taxonomy places the organism in Eukaryota, Viridiplantae, Streptophyta, Magnoliopsida, Fabales, Fabaceae. Gene Ontology annotation, cellular component: nuclear speck. The coding region runs from base 1 to 954 and encodes 317 amino acids. Gene Ontology annotation, molecular function: RNA binding.
AUGAGAAGUGGGAGGGGCAGCAGAAGAGGGAGAUCCUGUCAAGUUUCUUCUUUUUUCGUUACUUCUUUUCCGAAAAAGUACUCGGCGAAGGAUUUGUAUCAUGUUUUUGAAUCAUAUGGUGAUGUCGAUGAGGUUAUCAUUCCUUCAAAGAGGAAUAUUCGGGGAAAUCGUUACGGCUUUGUUAGAUUCUUUGACGUUGAAGAUGAUAAGAGAUUGGCGACGAAGCUAGAUAAAAUUUUCCUUGAGGAUAGAAAGAUUUAUGUUAACAUUCCUCGUUUUUCUCGAAGAAUGCAUGUUGAUUCUGAGAAGCCUAAACGUGGAGAUGUGAAGAAAAGAUUGGGUGUUCCUAGAGAUUCUAAUCCAGAUGUUGUGGUGAAAGAGACGAAACUCAAACCAGUUAUCAUCAAAGGUGACGACCGCUCUUUUGCACAAGUUGUGAGUAGAAAUGCUAAGAAGAUGGUGGAGGUUAGCUCUGGUUCGGUGCAAGGAAGAGGUAUGGAGAAUCAUGUUCUGGUGAAUGUGGUGUUCGAUGAUCUGGAUAGUUUGUGUUUUUCGGCUCUUCAUAAGGCUUUGGUAGGUGUGGUGGAAAUUCCUAGCUUCUCGUUUGAGCUUCAGGAUGCUUUGCUCUCAGAAGGUUUCUUCUCCAUAGUGGCUAUUCAGCUAGGUCCGAAUUUGUGUUUGCUAUCGGAGAAACAGAAAGGUUGUCUUUAUGAGUUUAUUGAAAAUGGAGGUUGUAAACUGAAUCAAUGGUUCAAGGUUGUAAAGAAGUGGGAGCCGCAAGAUGUUGAUGAUGAACGUGUUGUUUGGGUCCGCUGCUUUGGGGUUCCUUGUCAUGUGUGGGGCGAAAUUUUUUUCCAGUCUUUUGGUGUGUUUUUUUGUGUGGAUGAAGCCACUAAGUUGAAGUCUUCCAUGGAGGAACUUGAGUUUUUUUUCCAGAAGGUAGAAGAUGAAUGA